This is a messenger RNA of Aspergillus melleus, 1590 nucleotides long. It is a transcript of the gene MRR1, whose product is annotated as MFS transporter. Bases 1 to 1590 code for a protein of 529 amino acids. The transcript has 2 exons. Gene Ontology annotation, biological process: transmembrane transport. Gene Ontology annotation, molecular function: transmembrane transporter activity. The record is from RefSeq and is a predicted model, not a curated record. Lineage: Eukaryota; Fungi; Ascomycota; Eurotiomycetes; Eurotiales; Aspergillaceae.
AUGGCUUCACGUUUUGACCAUACGAACGAGCUUCCAGUAUCGUCGGACGUUACCUUGAACUCUGAAACGCAUUCGACAGCGGGGGACCCAGAGAAGGAACUCGAGCGCUCCCACGAAAAAGACUUGGAAAACGAUGGAGCACUUGCUCAACUACCUGGCGGCGAGAAGCCAACGCCGCCCCAGAAAGACCCGAACUUGGUAGAAUUCGAUGGACCCGAUGACCCCGAGAACCCGCAGAAUAUGCCAUACUGGAAGAAAUGGGUGUUGACGAUGACAUUGUCUUCAAUGACCAUGUGGAUCACCUUUGCAAGCAGUGUCUUUUCGACCGCUACUGUGGUGACGGCCAAGGAAUUCAACGUUUCGACCGAAGUUAUGACAUUGGGAACCAGUUUGGUUGUCUUUGGAUUCGCCCUGGGACCUUUAAUGUGGUCACCUCUGUCUGAAUUGUACGGACGCAGACUGCCAUUGUUCUUUGGCUACGCCGUGUUCGCGAUCUUCCAGAUCCCAGUUGCUGUCGCGCAGAACCUUCAAACCAUCAUGAUUUGUCGCUUCCUGAUGGGUGUGUUUGGCUGCUCUCCUCUGGCCGUUGUUGGUGGUGCUAUGGCCGACUUCUGGAACCCUAUCGACCGUGCUGUGGCUAUCGCAAUGUUCUCGGCUGCAACUUUUGUUGGACCCGUUCUCGGUCCCAUCGUUGGUGGUUUCAUCACAGACUCGCAUCUCGGCUGGCGCUGGACGGCUUGGAUCACUUUGAUCGCCUCGGCAACCUUUGGCAUGAUCGCCCUUAUCAUCAUCCCCGAGACGUACGCACCCGUUAUCUUGCAAAAGCGCGCUGCCCGCCUCCGCCGAGAGACCGGAAACUGGGCACUGCACUCAGCUCUGGACGAGAGCCGCCCUACUGCAUCGGAAAUCGUCACCAAGUAUCUGGUGCGCCCGAUCCAAAUGCUGUUCCUGGAGCCCAUUCUCCUCUUGAUCACCAUCUACCUUGCCCUGAUCUACGGCAUCCUGUACCUGUUCUUCGAGGCCUACCCCGUCUCCUUCCAGGAGGUUCGCGGAUGGACCAACGGAGGCGUUGCCGGACUCCCCUUCCUCGGAAUCAUGAUCGGAGUACUCUGCGGAGUGGCCCUGAUCAUCUGGCAGACGAAGACCCGGUUCGCGCGCAAACUGGCGAAGCACGGCCGUGUUGUCCCGGAGGAGCGUCUCGUCCCCAUGAUGAUCGCGUCGGUCCUGCUGCCCGCAGGACUCUUCUGGUUCGGCUGGACCUCUGACCGCAACAUCUCCUGGGUGCCUCAGGUCAUUGCUGGCGUGCCCAUCGGCAUGGGUAUCCUGGUGAUCUUCAUGCAGGGUCUCAACUACAUCAUCGACGUCUAUCUCAUGUUUGCCAACUCGGCCAUCGCUGCGAACACGCUCGUUCGGAGCAGUCUCGGAGGCGCUUUCCCGCUCUUCUCCGUGCAGAUGUACCAUAAGCUGGGCGUCGACUGGGCUUCCAGUCUGCUUGGCUUCAUCACCGUCGCGAUGAUCCCUAUCCCCGUGGUCUUCUUCAUCUAUGGUAAGAAGAUCCGGGCGAUGAGCAAGUUCUCUCCGAAGCUGUGA